AAGUUGACAAAAGUUAACAAAAAAAUACAAAAUUAGACGUGCGUGAACAAAAAAGUAAACAACUAGCUAUUUGGCGCAUGGUAAUAUUCCUAGAAUGCAAGUUUUGUAAUCGAUUUAUGUAUCUAUUAAGUGCUUUUUAAACAAAAUAUUGAUCGAUUUACAUAGGUUUGAGCUUUUUGUUGUUCAUGUGUAGAUUUUUGAUGCUGCCACGAGAAAAGCUCUUUUUUUGCAGUUGACAAGCAGUUUUAACAAAGUUGUUUUUUUUUCAACAUUUUAUCACCUCCGUGGCCUCGCGCCAAAAGACUAAACCCUUCAGUGUAAAUGCGGCUUGUUAUAAGCUGACCGAUUCUGUUGAAAGCAGCGUCGAAUGACAAGCGAGGAAAAAAAAACAAAACAAGAUCACACGCCGGCAAAAUGUUAGCCCGCUACGGCAACUUUCUGAAACAGCUUCACUGUGCUGGUGUAUCGCUAAGAUAUCUGUCUACGUACACCUGCAAAGAUGGAGUGGGCACCAUUCUGCUAGACAAUGAGAAAACGCGCAAUUCGCUUUCGUUGGAAAUGAUGAACAGUAUUCAAAGGAAUAUUGUUGAAAAUCAGCACGAUACGGAACUGCGGUGUAUCGUGCUGGCAGCGAAGGGUCGUGUAUUUUCAGCCGGGCAUAACCUCAAGGAAUUGACUGCCGAGCGUGGAUCGGAACAUCAUAAGCAAGUGUUUCACAAAUGUUCCGAGCUGAUAAGCGCCAUUCAGUCGGCGCCCGUUCCAGUCAUUGCAAAAGUUGACGGAUUAGCGGCGGCUGCUGGAUGCCAGCUUGUUGCGUCCUGUGAUAUGGCUGUUUGCAGUGAUAGUAGCACUUUUUCAACGCCUGGGGCCAGCUUUGGUAUAUUUUGCUCAACUCCGGGAAUUGCUGUGGUGCGUGCCGUUCCGCGUAUGAGAGCUGCUUACAUGCUAUUCACUGGGCUGCCAAUCACGGCACAUGAAGCUCUACAGGCUGGACUUGUAAGUAAAGUUGUUCCUCAAGAACAGUUGAACGGAGAGGUAAGCAACAUUUGUAAGGCCAUUGCAUCGAAAAGCCGUGCUGUGAUUACACUAGGAAAGACGUUCUUUUACAAACAAAUAUCGCUAGACGUUGGUGCAGCUUACGAACUCGGUGAGCAAAUUAUGGUUGAUAAUCUAGCAACGGUUGAUGGCCGUGAGGGAAUUAAGAGUUUUGUAGAAAAGCGUAGUCCUAAAUGGACGCACAGGGAAUAAGCCAAUAGAGCCGCAUUGCGACUAUUUCGAUGCAUUUACUAGAACGAUAGAAGAUGUUUGUUUAGAAUCAGCGAGAAUUCCAAUCACGGGUUAGUCCGAGAUUUAUUCUCAUUGCAAGUACCAUUGCAUUGUAAUUAAAUGGGUUUUAAGAACUUCGUCUACGGCCAGUCCCAGUACUAAAGCUAUUCGAAUUUAAACGCAUUGUUAAUGACCCUGUGGUAUUUCUUUAUCUGAACGUUAAACAAAAGAUGUAGGGCUGAACUUUAACUUAACUUUAUAACUUUAGGAAAAAUAUUGAAUAUUUUGAAACAUUUAUUUCUUUCCUAAAACAUGUAUUACUUUUUUACAUAGAAACUUGAGAAUUAUGUUUAUUUUUCUGUCUCGUUGAAAUCUGUCAGUGGCAAAUGCACCUGAAAGAAACAACCAUUCCAAAUCGUCUAAUUAAAUAUCAGUAUAAUGUGUAAUUAUAUGAUCGUUCUGUCUGUAUUGCAAAAUAUAGUGUGUUAGUUAUUUUCUGUAUAGAGCAGCAUUGA
This is a messenger RNA of Anopheles arabiensis, 1781 nucleotides long. RefSeq names its product enoyl-CoA hydratase domain-containing protein 3, mitochondrial. Lineage: Eukaryota; Metazoa; Arthropoda; Insecta; Diptera; Culicidae. The transcript is spliced from 3 exons. Gene Ontology annotation, molecular function: hydro-lyase activity. The coding region runs from base 415 to 1248 and encodes 277 amino acids. The record is from RefSeq and is a predicted model, not a curated record. Gene Ontology annotation, cellular component: mitochondrion.